CGAAGUCGAGUAAAUGAUUGAAAAAGUAAUGUCAUAAUACUAAUAAAUUCCAAAUAUGCCUGAAGUAGAUAUAGAAUGGCCUUGGCAAUAUAAUUUUCCACCCUUUUUCACGUUACAACCUCAUCCUGAGACUAGAGCUAAACAAGUAACGGCGUGGAAAUCAUUAAUAUUGAACUAUUGUGAAAAAACCAAAACGUAUACUAUAGAUGUAAGAGAAACAAACCAGAAUCCUCUAUUCAAUAACACCACAAUAAAUAGAAAGCUAGAACAGAACGUUAUAAUAUCAAUUUUGAGCGAAUUACAAAAAAGCGGUAACGCAGCCCCCGUCGAUAAAUCCAAAAAUAGAUGGGAAAUAUAUUGGCACACAUUAGAAGAAUGGGCCAGUAUAAUAUACGAUUCUAUUUGCGAUAGAGGUAUGCAGAAUACUGUAGUGACUUUCUAUGAACUUACACAAGGAGAUGAUGUUACAGAUCUCAUCUUUUUCGGGAUGAAUCAGGAUGUACUUAUUAAAGCUUUAAAGGUUCUGGAGAAUGAAAGAAAAUGUGAACUAAUCUUGGAAGAUGAUAUUCAAGGAGCAAAAUUUUUUUAAAUGUAUAUGUAUAAUUCAAAUAAAUAAUUAAUAUAC
This is a messenger RNA of Diorhabda carinulata, 625 nucleotides long. It is a transcript of the gene Vps25, whose product is annotated as vacuolar protein-sorting-associated protein 25. The transcript has a single exon. Gene Ontology annotation, cellular component: ESCRT II complex. Gene Ontology annotation, molecular function: protein homodimerization activity; structural molecule activity. Bases 56 to 589 code for a protein of 177 amino acids. NCBI's taxonomy places the organism in Eukaryota, Metazoa, Arthropoda, Insecta, Coleoptera, Chrysomelidae. Gene Ontology annotation, biological process: protein transport to vacuole involved in ubiquitin-dependent protein catabolic process via the multivesicular body sorting pathway. The record is from RefSeq and is a predicted model, not a curated record.